AUGUUCAACCUACUAAAGCAGAGAUUCUCCAUAUCUCACGACUGCGUCUCCAUAUCUUGCACCGAUAGGAAGGGUAUUUCUGUCCAAAAACCAGAAUUUGUAUUGAAACCCAGAAAAAAAGAUUUUGCAGCGAUGCCAAAAAUUCCGCUUUGGGAUUUGCCGGAACUGCCCAAGAAUGAGCUUCCACUUCACCUCCAACUCCAGAAAACUCGCGUCUUCUGCAAUAACGAUGCUCCCACUCAUACAGAGAAUAUACACUAUUCUGGAGCAUAUGCAUCAAUGGGGAUUGAUAACAGCUUAAGGCUUGACGAGUUUAAGAAAAACUUCAAAGUUAAGGUCAUUAAACUCAACGAAGAUGACAUGGAGUUUGAUUUGAUCGGGAUUGAUGCUUCUAUCGCGAAUGCUUUUAGAAGAAUCCUCAUCUCUGAGCUUCCCACCAUGGCCAUAGAGAAGGUUCUUGUUGCAAACAGUUCAUCAGUAGUACAAGAUGAAGUGCUUGCCCACAGACUUGGUCUCAUACCAAUAAAAGUUGAUCCGAGGCUGUUUGAUUAUAUGUCAGAAAAUGAUGUUCCUAAUGAGAAAAACUGCAUUGUCUUCAAACUCCAUUUCAAGAAUCCUCGAGGAUCCGGUGAACGAUGCACAGUGUACUCUCAUGAUCUCAAAUGGUUGCCAUUUGGUAGUGAAUACGUUUUGCCAACUGAAAAUUCAAAUGCUUCAGAUCCAAAUUCAAAACCAAAAACAUACACAUCAUUUACUUCCAGCCAAGACUCAUUGCCUGAGUUCUCCACCAAUCCUAUUACUGUCACUCCUGGUAUCAUUAUAUCAAAACUUGGACCUGGGCAGGAGAUUGAGCUAGAAGCACAUGCGUGUAAAGGCCUUGGUAAAACACAUGCCAAAUGGUCUCCUGUGGCUACUGCUUGGUAUAGAAUGCUCCCUGAGGUUAUAUUGUUGAAAGACAUUGAGGAUGAUGAUGCUGAGGAACUUGUAAAGAAAUGCCCGGUGAAUGUGUUUGACAUUGAGGAUAUUGCUAAAGGUAGGAAGAGGGCAACUGUGGGUAGACCAAGGGCUUGUACCCUUUGCAGGGAAUGCAUUAGGGAGCCUGGAUGGGAGGAAAAGGUGGCACUUCGACGUGUCAAAGAUCAUUUUAUCUUCACUAUAGAAUCGACUGGAGCAUUGCCACCUGAGGUGCUGUUCACUGAAGCUGUGCAGAUCUUGGAAGAUAAGUGUGAACGUGUUAUAACCGAGAUGUCAUAGUCUCAUUUUUAUGUUUCAAAAAGUGUUACAUUUACAUUAUAUCCUAACUUUUUUUUAAUGCAUGUGUAAAACAUAGUUUAUGACCAUUUUUUGAAAAAGAAAAAAAUUGUUGGAAAUUA
This is a messenger RNA of Lactuca virosa, 1373 nucleotides long. The record is from the annotation of a GenBank genome assembly. Lineage: Eukaryota; Viridiplantae; Streptophyta; Magnoliopsida; Asterales; Asteraceae.